AUGGAAAAACUCUUCAGGAACCGAGACCUUAACGUUAGUGUGAGAAUCACUAAGAAAGGUGAUGAGAUCCUGUUUUACGCAAAAGAUGUGGCGGAAUCUCUUGGGUACCUUGACACGAAGAAAGCAGUUAGAAACCAUGUUUGGGAAGAGGAUAAGUGCACUCUAGGGUCCAUCCGAAAGGGUGUCCUCGAGGACACCCUUUUGAAGGGUCAUCCUAGCACCAUCCUAAUUACAGAACAGGGCUUGUACCAGUUAAUUUUUGGAUCAGAACUUAAUACAGCAAAGGAGUUCAGGAGGUGGGUAUUUACUGAUGUCCUACCAUCUAUACGAAAAACUGGCACAUACAGUUUACCAGAUAGAAGGUCACUUAGAUACAACCAAAUGAUCCUAUUAAAUGAAACGGACCUACACCACACAGUCGUGAGUUACAUCAGGGAUAACUACCCAGAGGCUGUGGUAAUACCCGGUCUAGGUGAGUAUCAGGACACAUCAUCUAAGAGAUGUGAUGCCUGGAAGAAGGGAUACAAAGGUGGUCAGCCAGAUAUUAUUAUAGAGAAUCCUAUGGGGAAGUAUAAAGGAUUUGCAAUUGAAUUCAAGUCUCCCAAAGGCACCGGAGUCGCAAGUGAAAAGCAAGUGUUAUGGUUCCACAAACUUAUGAAGAUAGGUUACAUGGUGACGGUGUCAGAUGACCUUGUAAAAACUUGCAUUAGAAUCAACGAAUACUUUUCACUUAAGAAGGUCGCAAAGAAGGUCACAGCGAACAACACAUAG
This is a messenger RNA of Paramuricea clavata, 771 nucleotides long. The record is from the annotation of a GenBank genome assembly. NCBI's taxonomy places the organism in Eukaryota, Metazoa, Cnidaria, Anthozoa, Malacalcyonacea, Plexauridae.